This is a messenger RNA of Nematocida parisii ERTm1, 2070 nucleotides long. RefSeq lists its product as uncharacterized. The record is from RefSeq and is a predicted model, not a curated record. NCBI's taxonomy places the organism in Eukaryota, Fungi, Microsporidia. The transcript has a single exon. Bases 1 to 2070 code for a protein of 689 amino acids.
AUGCACAUAAAAAGCAUAUGUAAGAAUAUAGCAAUAAUAUGGACAAGUUCUGAAUUCACAAGAAAUGUAUUUGCAUCUACAGAAUCAGGAGAUAAAAAUAUGUUUAAGUUAGAAAAUUCAGAUAAGUAUGAUGAUAGUGGAAAUAAACCUUCAACAUUUUCUCAAAAUUCAAAAAGUCACAAUAGCUCGAAAGUUAGUGAUAUGGCAAAGUUCUUUGAAAGUCAGGCUAUGCAAAGAAGUAAUUCAAAUGAAUCCGCUAGUAAUGUAUUAUAUACAGGUACUUUAUGUAGACGGAAUCGGAAGGGAUUUUCAACAAAAUAUUGUCUUAAUCCCAAUAAUACUGCGUCAUUGGGAAAAAAUCAGGCUAAUGGCUCUAUAGAAGAAAAUCAAGAAAACAAUAUGAAAAAAGGCAUGUCAGGACGUAGCCGAGAAACAUUAACAACCAAUCAAUUAGACCCAGAUUAUAACAAAACAAAAACCAACCAACCAGAAGCUACACAGAAAGAUUUAUCAACAAUAGAAGCUAACCAACCAGAAGCUACACAAAAAGAUUUAUUAAUAAUAGAAGCCAAUCAACCAGAAGCUAACCAACCAGAAGCCAGCCAACCAGAAGCUACACAGAAAGAUUUAUCAACAAUAGAAGCCAAUCAACCAGAAGCUACACAGAAAGAUUUAUCAACAAUAGAAGCUACACAACCAGAAGCCAAUCAACCAGAAGCUACACAACCAGAAGCCACACAACCAGAAGCUACACAGAAAGAUUUAUCAACAAUAGAAGCUACACAACCAGAAGCCAAUCAACCAGAAGCUACACAACCAGAAGCUACACAGAAAGAUUUAUCAACAAUAGAAGCUAAUCAACCAGAAGCCACACAACCAGAAGCCAGCCAACCAGAAGCUACACAGAAAGAUUUAUCAACAAUAGAAGCUACACAACCAGAAGCCAAUCAACCAGAAGCUACACAACCCGAAGCUAUACAAAAAGGUUUAUUAGCAAUAGAAGCUAAUCAACCAGAAGCCAGCCAACCAGAAGCUACACAAAAAGAUUUAUCAACAAUAGAAGCCACACAACCAGAAGCCAGCCAACCAGAAGCCAGCCAACCAGAAGCUACACAAAAAGAUUUAUCAUUAAUAGAAGCUAAUCAACCAGAAGCUAUACCAAAGAAACCAAGUUUAGAAGAAAAUGUAAAAGCCAAAAAAAUACAAAGGGAAGAAAGCCUUAAAAAAAUGAAAGAAUCAAUGAUAACCCGAAUAACCCGAAUAGACAGCAAAGAAUGUAGUAUAAAUACUGCACAAGAAGGAAAUUCAAUUUGCACAUUUUCGGGUUAUAAAGAACAACCUGCACAUAACAAUAAGGGCGCACCUACAUUGCCUUCACUACCAAAAAAAGAUCCCAGCACUAAUGAAAAUAACUUAGGAUCAACUGAAAGAAUUAAAUGCAACGAACCAGAUGAAAAUGACAAUAACACAGAAACUACAUUUAGUAGUCAAUUAAAAAAUAUGGUGGUCACAAUUCAAAGCAAUAAAAAGAAAUCCGGCCAUAAGGCUAAUAAAGCAGGCACUAGCGAAUCAAAAGAUGCAUUUUAUAAUGAAUUAAGUAAAAAACUCAUGAGAAACACACAACAAAAAGACGAUGUUUCUCCAAAUAGCAACAGAAGAGGCUCUAAAAGCUAUGAAGAUUCUAGCAAAGUAUUCAGUGGCCCUAGUAGUUUAGAUAACACAAACAGUAUUGAUAUCAACACGAAUGAGUUCAAAGCAGCGCUUGAUAUUAGAAGGAAGAGAAUAGGAGAAAGUCCAAUUACAUCUGAAGAAGAAGAUAAUCAAGGGAAUGAUAUUGCCAUCGAUGCCAUUCCCGGCGCCGCCUCCACACUUAAGGAUGAAAUUUUGGGACACCCAAGUAAGUCUUUUUCAUUAGAUGAGAAUAGUCCUAAAAUCCCCACUGCAAUUAAUCCAGGGAGUUUCAGUGGACAAUUUACUCCUCCUCCUCCUCCGCCUCCUGUCCCCACUGAUAAGAAUACUUCAAAAAAAAUAAAAAUUCAAAUAAUGAAGAUUCAAAGACUGAAGAUUUAA